Molecule: messenger RNA, 816 nt
Organism: Plasmodium gallinaceum
Lineage: Eukaryota; Apicomplexa; Aconoidasida; Haemosporida; Plasmodiidae
Product: conserved Plasmodium protein, unknown function
Exons: 5
Coding region: 1-816 (271 amino acids)
Source: RefSeq, a predicted model, not a curated record
AUGCUAUUCUUAUAUGUAAUUUUUGUUAUAAUUCCUUUUUUGAUAUUUUCUUUUUUCGUAUAUAGAAAUGUAUCAAAAAUUAUUCAUGAAAAAAAUAGAAGAAAUGAAUUUUUUAGUUGUUUAAAAUAUGACAACAAACAAUAUGAUGUAUAUGAUAAUUUUUCAAAUAAGUAUGAAAUAGAAAAAUAUAUUUACUAUCUAAAAGUUGAAAGAGGUAUAGAAGCUAAUUAUGAUACAGAGAUACUUGAAGGAUUAAAUGAUGAAACUAAAAAUGAAAAAUAUAAACAGAAUUUACAAUAUAUAGAAAAUAUACUAGAUGAUAUUUAUAAUGAUACUAAGUAUAUAGAAGAUAGUGAAGUAGAUAAUCCUCAAAAUAGUUGGAUGAGAAAAUUAGCUAAUGAAGACAUAGUAAAAUUAAAGGUUUUAUUACUAAAGAAAGCUAUUUGUUUUUUGCCUAUUUGUAACAAAAUAUUUCAAGAUAAAAAUAAAAAAUAUAGAUUAUAUAAUAAUUAUUAUAUUGAUGAUAAUAUGUCAAAGCAACUUGAUGGGCAAUGUGAUGAAUUUUUAGAAGAGUUUAACAGAAUCAUUUUUGAAGCAAACUGCUUAACAAAUAAAUGGGAUGCUUACCGAAUUUAUAAUCAUAAUAAAGCAAAAGCAGAAGAAGAAAAAAAAAAAAAAGAAGAAUUAAAAAAUACAUUAAAAAAACAAAAGUUAAAAGAAAAAAAAUUAAAAGAAACUACUGAAAAAGCCAAUUUAUUAGCGAAUGAAAUAAUUGAAGAGGAAAAUUCCAAAAAAAAAAAAAAAAAGAAUAAAUAA